Molecule: messenger RNA, 3243 nt
Organism: Exophiala dermatitidis NIH/UT8656
Lineage: Eukaryota; Fungi; Ascomycota; Eurotiomycetes; Chaetothyriales; Herpotrichiellaceae
Exons: 1
Coding region: 1-3243 (1080 amino acids)
Source: RefSeq, a predicted model, not a curated record
AUGAGCAACAGCAAGAUACAAUACCAGCCCCUACAGAGGCACAGACGAAGGUCCGAUCAUGUGUCUCCCACCUCACCGUCCUUUUCCAGGCGCUUCUUCGACCGUCCCAAUAAGCCCAGCGAUGGGUCGAGUCCAUCUGAAGUUACGCCGCGCACAGAUGACUCGGACAGUCCAUUGCACGGGCUCCCUCUGAGCUCACCCUCUUACGAUCGCUUUGCUGCCCUGCCUUCCGCACCUCCUACAACACAGACUUUCGGUUACGACAAUAGAUCCUUUCAGCGAACCUCUGACGAGACGGGCCGACCGAAAUUCUUCACUUCUAAUGGAUCUGGACGCCCGGCCACGAGUGAUGCCGCCGAUCAUAACCACGCAGCAAAUCGCACAAGGCUUCCAGCAGAUGCGUCCGAAUCUACCUCCCCCAGACCUCCGCCGGUAUCCUACAUGACGAGCCCUCCGGAAUACUACCAGAGAAAAUCGUUGGAUCCCUCCAUAAAGCCGGGCGACAAUCCCUUAUCGCCAACUUUUCGUACCCAUAGUUUCGAUCGUGCCGCACACGAGGAUUCCGUGCCUUCAAAGGGCCAUGGAGGCAAAAAGAGCAGGUUAAAUCUCCUCAAUCCCAUGAGCCUGUUGGCUCGACGAAGGGCGUCACAAAACCAGAAGCUUGAAGAUGUCAAUCUGAGCAUAAAGACCCUGUCCGUACCCGCUCUGCCUGACAACUUCGACCCCAGUAUUCGAGGCAAGGUUGUCCAUGACUUCUCGGCUCCGCGAACGCGGAGACUGUAUUCUCACAAUGACAUCAACUACACGGACUCUCCUGCUUUGCGCUCUGCCUACAGUCCUGAUCCCGGUCGGGCUGGCGACGCCACGCAUCAGCGAGUGGCUUCUGUUGGGACACCAAAUGUACCGCACAGUCCUAUGUUCAAAGAACACUUCCAGGACGACAGGCCAUCGUUGCAACCGGAUCGGACGGGAUAUUUACAUAACAUCAGUACUCUCGGUGCCUCGCAAAGUCCUGAGGACGCGGAGAAUGUUCCCGCGUUUGCAAAAAGACUACCUUCAACAGUUCCUCAACCAGGCGCGAAUUCUACAACCGAGACGGCUGGUACGAAGGAUCUGCCUAUACCUCCGGCGGAACCCUCCCCUGCUCCGCCGACACCGCCUCCUAAAAGAACACCGUCACCGAAAUUCGACGCGCCGCCUCCAGCAACACUUCCCAAGCAUAUGACCAGUACAUCCUCACGCUUCAGCUUUCAGAUCGGUGGCGCGGACUCUUUGGCGCAAGAAAAGCUGCUUGAGGAAAAGCAUAAACAACACCAGGCAACGAAGAAGUUGUCCGUGCCGAAUGCGGAAGACGAUGAAGACGACUUUGCGAACUUCGAUUUUGAUGACGAUGACGGUCUGGAGGAGAAGAUCCCUGGCGUCAACGCCGACUUUGAAGACUAUGAAUUCUCUGAUGUCCCCGCCGGUAACGCUUUAGAAGCCCGAUAUGCUGCUCAAAGCACCGAGCAUGAGGAUAUGGCGAAUGCGGCGGUGGAUUCUACGACAGUGAAGAGGCCGUCAUUACAAGAUUUCCAUUUCACACCACAAUCGAUGUGUUUCAGUCCUGCUUCCACGAACAACGCCUCUCAGCCUACUCCGCGAGAUCAAGAAGGAUUCCCCAUCGGGAUAGCUGAUGCCAGAGGACUCAACCCAGAAGAUCAGCGCGAGCUUGGACCAAAGGACCUGCCCAUCGACCAUGGAAUGGUUUCCAUGUUUGAUGGCCUUGGUAUUACAACGUCAGAAACGCGGGGACGGCGGCGGUCGCAGCUUACCUCUCGUCCGCAGGGUCAGGUGUUUGACGACGAAGACUUGUACUUCGAUGAUGGAGAAUUCGGCGAUGUGGAAGCCUUACCACCCGGGGAGACCGUCGACGAACAGAUCUUUGACGAUGGCCAAGGAGAAAUCCGGGAUAUCCCCGCCGAGAAUGCUCGCAAAUUCGAACUCGCCCAGAAGUUGGCCGGCAUUAAUGGUGAAGUCAAGCCGCUCUCCACCUGGGUUGGCGGACCUGAUGCCGUUGAAGAGCACGGGUUUGGGCAGGAUACCCAAGCUUCUGCCGAUCUUCGGCCGGCGAGCCAAGUUUCUCACAAUCAGCAGGGCCACGUCGCCGGCUUGACCGAAACCAAUCUCGCCGCGUAUCACGAUGCUUUGGCUUUAGCCGCAAACGAAGCAGCUGCAAAUGGCAAAUUUGAUCGCAAAGUCAGUUUCAGCCAGACAUCAGAUGAGUCCUCAGUCUCCGGACUUGGGGCCAGCCAGCAAGGCGUGAUCUCGGACGAGAGCCGCUUUAGCAACAAUUUCAGUUCAGCUAUUGCAGAGGACGAUGGCUUUCCCUUUGACGACGACCUCGACGACGACCCCAUGAUCGCCGAGGCUAAUGCCGAGGUCUUGGCCAAUGACGACGAUGGCUUUUACGGACAGGAAUUUGGGUUUUACGGCCGCGCACUUGGCAAGGGAACGGCGGAGAUGGUCAAUGGCGGCUAUUUCGCUGAACGCGGCUCCAGUGGUAUCAAGCGGAGCCAUAGUGGCAAAGCCAACUUUCAGGAACCAAGUUUGACGCCCAUCACCGAGCGAAGCGAAUGGAGUACCAGGAACUCGGUAGUAUCGCUACAACUCCCGGGCGGAGUUCCUGGGUCAGCACAAUCCCUGCCAAGUCCGGGGAUUGCGCAGCUUCUGGAACUCGAUUCUCCUGCGUACGACGACGACAUGAGCUUUAGCGCUCUAAUGAAACUUCGUGGCAGAGCAUUCGGGGGUAGUUCCUCCAGCGUGAACAGCUUGGGAAGCGGACAUCCUGCCACUUCCCCACUUGCUCAUGUGUCCAGUCACCCGUUCGCGUACCCGACGGAUCUUGGCUCGGGUCGAAUGUCCUCGUCCAUGAUGCAAGACCGGUCGUCGCCAGUCGGGAUCCCGGAGUCGGAAGAAGAAGAUGACGAUGAAGGAGGAAGGGCGACGUUGACUCAGAACACGCCGCGGAAGAAACCGACCGUGCCAGUUGCCUUUACGUCGCAAGAGAAAAUGCCUUCGUCGCCAGCACCAUUUGCUGGCGCGGACAGGAGAAAGGGACACCACAGCCGGACCAGUAGUGGUGCUGAGAGCGUCAGUUACGCUCGAGACACUGAUGGUCGCUGGGUGCUGGAGAGAAGGCGGACCGACGAGGACAGUGGCACAGAAUUCAUCGAUCGUGAGUAUAUCGCGGCUGCCAGGAUCUGA